Molecule: messenger RNA, 1692 nt
Organism: Drepanopeziza brunnea f. sp. 'multigermtubi' MB_m1
Lineage: Eukaryota; Fungi; Ascomycota; Leotiomycetes; Helotiales; Drepanopezizaceae
Biological process (GO): endoplasmic reticulum to Golgi vesicle-mediated transport; retrograde vesicle-mediated transport, Golgi to endoplasmic reticulum; Golgi localization
Cellular component (GO): COPI vesicle coat
Source: RefSeq, a predicted model, not a curated record
AUGACCUCACUAAAGAUGAACUGGACACAGCUCAACUUCGACAGGAGGUCAAGGACCAAAAGGAGUAUAUCCCGAUUAGAAGUCAUAACUAAUAACCCAACAACAAUCCCCACGUACAGGACAGCUUCAUUCGCAAUCAUGGUUGUUCUUGCAGCUUCUAUCUGCACGCGUGGUGGAAAGGCGGUCCUGUCUCGACAGUUCCGUGAGAUGCAGCGAUCCCGAAUUGAGGCGCUGUUGGCAUCCUUCCCUAAGCUGGCGGACACCGGAACCCAGCAUACAACCGUGGAGCAAGACAAUGUCCGCUUCGUCUACCAACCCCUAGAUGAACUGUACAUGGUCCUCAUUACCAACCGACAAUCCAACAUCCUCCAAGACAUCGACUCUUUACACCUGUUCGCACAAGUUGUCACGAGCACAUGCAAGACUUUAGAUGAGAGGGAGAUAUUGAAGAAUGCUUACGAGUUGCUAAGUGCUUUUGAUGAGCUGGUCACCCAGGGUUACCGAGAGAACCUUACCAUCAGCCAGAUCAAGACAUUCUUGGAGAUGGAAAGUCACGAAGAGCGCAUACAAGAGAUCAUCUCAAGGAACAAGGAACUGGAAGCCACCGAGGAGCGAAAGCGCAAAGCCAAGCAACUGGAGAUGCAGCGCAAAGAGGUUUCAAGAAGUGGCAGAAAUGCAAUCCCCCGAGCUCCUGCCUUUCCUACAUAUACCCCUACAACUCGAUCUACGGUUCCCGAUACAUAUGAUUCCUAUGAGGCGGAGAAGAACAAGUCUUUCAAAGCGAGUGCGCCAAAGGGCAAGGGAAUGCAAUUGGGUAAGAAGUCGAAGACAACCGAUAUGUUUGAGCGUGUGAGGGGUGAUAUGGGUGCGGAAGUCGAGGACUCGGCUUCGACUCCACUGGUACCUAACAACCCAACAACUGUUGAGCACGCACCAGCACAGCCCUCCCGAAUUUCUUCGUCACUGGAUCGUGACGCGAUCCAUGUCUCAAUUGCUGAAACCAUAUCUGCGAAGCUCUCCAGAGAAGGUGCCUUGAAUUCGAUAGAGGUCAAGGGGGACUUGCAAUUGAAGAUUUCUGAUCCAAGCCUGACCAAGGUCAAGCUAGAUCUUAUCGCCAACUCGAGUCAUGGUGUACAAUUCCGAACACAUCCCAAUGUUGACAAGGCUCUCUUCAACAGCUCGAAGGCGGUUCAAAUGACCAAUGCUACAAAGGGAUUCCCAGUCAAUAACUCUGUUGGUGUCCUUCGAUGGAGAGCUGUACCCAAGGCAGACGAUUCCAGUGCUCUUCCCAUAUCAUUCACUGUUUGGGUGAACAAGGGCUCUGACGACAGCUGUAACGUUACCGUCGAGUACGAGCUCACAGGCGGUGAUACCUUGAAGGAUGUUGCUGUCGUUAUCCCCUAUGCCACAAGCGAGCCUGCUGUCUCAAGUUUUGACGCCACGUAUGAGGUUACCGGAGAUAGCUUGGAGUGGACAGUUGGCACAGUAGAUGAGGACAACGCAACUGGCUCAUUUGAGUUUGAGAUUCAAGCCGACGACGAGAACGAAUUCUUCCCCAUGCAGGUCAGGUUCAGCAAGACCAAGCCUUUCAUCGAUGUUGAUGUCACCAAUGUUACGCUGCUUGAGAUGGACGAAGCUGUGACCUUUUCUAAAGAAAUCAAAUCGGUCGCCGACUCGUACAUAAUUGAGUGA